This is a messenger RNA of Zygotorulaspora mrakii, 1686 nucleotides long. RefSeq names its product calcineurin catalytic subunit A (gene CNA1). Gene Ontology annotation, molecular function: calmodulin-dependent protein phosphatase activity; calmodulin binding. Lineage: Eukaryota; Fungi; Ascomycota; Saccharomycetes; Saccharomycetales; Saccharomycetaceae. Gene Ontology annotation, biological process: calcineurin-mediated signaling; fungal-type cell wall organization. Gene Ontology annotation, cellular component: cytoplasm; calcineurin complex. The coding region runs from base 1 to 1686 and encodes 561 amino acids. The transcript has a single exon. The record is from RefSeq and is a predicted model, not a curated record.
AUGUUGAGUUCAUCGAAGUCGACGGCUCAGAUGAAUACGGAGAAGAUCAAUGCAGCUUUGAAAGUCAUCGAAAAGAAAUCUUCUGUUGGGGGAGCAUCUGAGGUUGGAAGUGAGAGGCUUGAUAGCUACACUUUAGAAGAUGGUACCAAGGUGUCAACAAAGGAAAGGGUCGUCAAGAAUGUGCCAUCAAUUACGGCGAAAAUUCCUUCGAAUGAAGAGGUUUUUGAUGCCAGGACAGGCUUGCCUAAUCACGAAUUUCUAAAGAAUCAUUUCAGGAAAGAGGGCAGGCUUCGUGAGGAGCAAGCACUUAGAAUAUUGGACAUGGCGACCAUUUGCCUUUCAAAGGAGCCGAACCUUUUACAAGUGCCGGCCCCUGUCACUGUUUGCGGUGAUAUUCAUGGACAGUAUUUUGACCUGUUAAAGCUAUUUGAAGUUGGAGGUAAUCCGGAGACAACACCUUAUCUUUUCCUUGGUGAUUACGUUGACCGUGGGCCCUUUUCAUUCGAGUGUUUGAUAUAUUUGUAUGCACUGAAACUAAAUUUCUAUUCCCAGUUGUGGUUACUCAGAGGGAACCAUGAAUGCAAGCAUCUUACUUCUUAUUUUACUUUUAAAAAUGAAUGUUUGCAUAAAUAUUCGAUGAAGGUUUAUGAAGCGUGUUGUCACUCUUUUAAUGCGUUGCCGUUAGCGGCGUUGAUGAAUAAUCAAUAUUUUUGUGUCCACGGUGGUAUAUCACCAGAGUUGAAUACCGUUCAGGAUGUCAACAAAAUACACAGGUUUAAAGAAAUUCCGUCUCGUGGGUUGAUGUGUGAUCUCGUCUGGGCAGACCCAGUGGAGGAUUACGAUGAGGAUACCGUAACCAAAGGGAAUUUUGUGCCCAACUCUGUUAGGGGUUGUUCAUUCGCCUUCACGUAUAAAGCCUCUUGCGAGUUCUUGCAACGAACAGGUUUACUUUCUAUUAUUCGAGCGCAUGAAGCACAGGAUGCAGGCUAUCGAAUGUAUAAGAAUACUGAAACUCUAGGUUUUCCCAGUUUGCUGACCUUAUUCAGUGCACCCAACUAUCUUGAUACGUACAAGAAUAAGGCCGCAAUCCUGAAAUACGAAUCAAAUGUCAUGAAUAUCCGUCAAUUCAAUAUGUCACCUCAUCCUUACUGGCUUCCCGAUUUCAUGGAUGUUUUCACCUGGUCUUUGCCAUUUGUUGGUGAGAAAGUUACAGAAAUGUUGGUAUCAAUAUUAAACAUCUGUACAGAGGAUGAAUUAGGAGAAGAAACGCCCAUGAAUCCGGAAUACAUCGAAGAAAAGGCAGAAAACACAGAGCAUGCAUCAAAGUCUAAUUCAAGCGCCGCAUCAGGUGUUACUAUCAAGACCACUUCUAUCCUGGAUGAUGACAAUAGAAGGAAAGCUUUACGGAACAAAAUUUUGGCUAUAGCUAGAGUUUCUAGAAUGUAUUCUGUUCUGCGAGAGGAGAGUGAUAAAGUCAAAUACCUUAAGACAAUGAACUCAGGAGUUUUACCGAGGGGUGCCUUGGCCAAUGGGUCUACGGGUUUGAACGAAACAUUAUCAACAUUUGAAGCAGCAAGGGCAAAUGACCUGAUUAAUGAAAAGCUUCCACCAUCAAUUGACAAGGCCAAACGUGAUAAGGAUCGAUAUUAUGAAACAAUAAUGAAAAAGGCUGAAAAAAAGAAGUAA